This is a messenger RNA of Cavenderia fasciculata, 2493 nucleotides long. RefSeq names its product aldehyde dehydrogenase (gene comG). Bases 1 to 2493 code for a protein of 830 amino acids. Gene Ontology annotation, molecular function: aldehyde dehydrogenase (NAD+) activity. Gene Ontology annotation, cellular component: cytoplasm. Gene Ontology annotation, biological process: aldehyde metabolic process. The record is from RefSeq and is a predicted model, not a curated record. Lineage: Eukaryota; Evosea; Eumycetozoa; Acytosteliales; Cavenderiaceae. The transcript is spliced from 6 exons.
AUGAAUAAAAGAUAUUAUUUACAAUGCAAAGACUACACUUUGUAUGAUAGAGAUGAAUGUGUAGAAUUAUCACUUUACUUACCACUCGAUGUUGAUGUCAAGAGUGAAAACUAUUCGAUACCAAACAUUGAAAACACCAAAGACACGAUCAUCCAGGCCUUCAAAGCCCUCGAUCUCCCAAUAGAGGUUGAAGAUCCCAACGCCAACCCAUAUGGUGGCAGAUACGGCAGAGGUGGCAACAACAAUGACAAACACAGCAAGAAGUUUGCUGAAGUCAUCACCCCCGCACCAAUGUGGGCAAGCGUCAUGUCCUUUAGUCACAACGUAGCCUAUUCUGAUAAUGCUGGUGCUGGUCAACAACAAGUCCAUAUUGGUGAAUUUUCUGCAACAAGAUUUGUUGAUGAUUUAUCACCAGUACUUAAUUACUUUUGUUUAAAGAAUGAACCAAUUCCAAAUGUUAUUUUGAGAACACAAUUAAAGAUUAAUAAGAAGGAUAUGAAGAUGAGCGUGACAGAGUAUGAAUGCACAAGUGCAUUUAUCACCAAUCAGUCGGUCAGUGGAGGAUCUGGUGGCAAGCCGGUAGAGACCCUCUCGCUCAAGCCAAUUGACUUGGUCUACAAGGUAUACGAAUUCAACUUGGAGAAUGGUGACGUGAUCAAAAAGACCAUCUCCAAGUGGAACUCAGAGACAUCGACUGGCUCGAGAACCAUCCUCAGCGGUGCAAAGUCGUUGGUCGAGAUUACCAAGAGUCGUAUGUUGGCCGAAAACGAUCAAGCAGGCAUCAAGAUGCUCAAGGACAUGGGUAUCCUCUCCGAGUAUGAAGUGCCAUCCCCCAACAAGGAGGUCUCCUACCAAUUCCUCUUCAAGUCCAAUCCAUACAUUGUCAAACAAUUUACACCAACCACCGUCACCAGAGUCGGUGUCAUCGAAGGUAUUGCCGCCAAACUCGACAAGCCAGUCUCUGACAUCAAGGCAAUCUACUCUGCAGGCAUGGAAAUUGAAACUGAAGCUGAGUUCCAAUCAUCAGGUCUUGUCCAAACUACCAGUCCAUUUACUGUUGAACUUAUUGAUGGUUCAUUUAUAAAAGUUUUAAUCAUGGUUAAUCAAAAUAUAGUUAGAAUGACUCAAAGUUUGAGAACAGUAUUUCUUGCACAAAAGACUAGACCUUUGGAAUGGCGUUACUCUCAACUCAAAGCAAUGAAAAAGAUGAUCACAGAGAACAAGGAUGAUAUUAUCAAAUCGGUGCACAAAGAUUUAGGAAAGCACGUGUUUGAAAUCACACAGUCAGAGGUUGUAUUGAUCGUUGCAGAGAUUGAAGAGACGAUUAGCAAGCUAGAAGGAUGGGUCAAGCCUGAAAAGGUGUACACUCCAGUUGGUAUGAAACCAGCCACCUCACACAUUGUCAAGGAUCCAUUGGGUGUCGUUCUCAUCAUCUCACCAUGGAACUAUCCAGUCAACUUGGCAUUGGUUCCCUUGAUUGGUGCCAUUGCUGCCGGUAACUGUGCUCAUGUCAAGCUUUCUCGUCACUCUGCCAGCACUGGUGAGCUUCUCCACAGACUAUUGACCCAGUACAUGGACAAGGAAGCAUUCACCUUUGACUGGGAAGGUGGUGCUCAAUACAUCACCGACUUGAUCGAAGUCAAAUGGGACCAUAUCUUCUUUACCGGUUCUGUCAAUGUCGGUCGUAUCGUCUACCAAGCUGCCGCUAAAUUCCUCACCCCUGUCACCUUGGAAUUGGGUGGUAAGAAUCCAUGUAUCGUUGAUAAGGAAGCAAACCUUAAAUUGGCUGCUACUAAAAUUGUCUGGGGAAAAUGUUGGAAUGCAGGACAAACAUGUAUUGGUUUGGAUUAUUUAUUAGUUCAUAAAUCAGUUGUAGAUGAUUUGAUUGAAGAAUUCAAGGUUGUAUUAAAAGACUUUUAUGGAGAGAAUAUUAAAGAGUCACCUUCAUUUGCUCGUGUUGUCUCUAAACAACAUACUGAACGUUUACAAAAAUUAUUCUCUUGUGGCAAGGUUGUUAUUGGUGGUGAAGCCGAUGUUGAACAACGUUAUGUUGCACCAACCUUUAUUGUCGAGCCAGAUCUCGAGUCACCCAUCAUGACUGAAGAGAUUUUCGGUCCAGUCCUUCCCAUCAUCACCUAUGAAAACAUUGACGAAGUCAUCUCGUUUAUCCAAGCACGUCCACACCCACUCACCCUCUACUUGUUCUCUACAGACAGUGCCGUACAAGACAAGAUCUUGGAAAAUACUCAAUCUGGUUCUGUCAUGUACAAUGAAGUUCUUUUACAUUUUGCCAACAAUUCUCUUCCAUUUGGUGGUGUUGGUGACAGUGGUCUUGGUUCAUAUCAUGGAAAGGGUACUUUUGAUACCUUUGUACAUCGUCGUGCUCUUGUAAAGGGUACUACUAAAAAGUGGUUAGACGUAUCAAUUAAAUAUCCACCAUAUUCUGAACUUGCAACAAAUGUUGUUGGAAAAUUAAUGGGUUCUGGAUGGUAA